Molecule: messenger RNA, 1566 nt
Organism: Mizuhopecten yessoensis (Yesso scallop)
Lineage: Eukaryota; Metazoa; Mollusca; Bivalvia; Pectinida; Pectinidae
Product: CD209 antigen-like protein E
Exons: 4
Coding region: 279-956 (225 amino acids)
Source: RefSeq, a predicted model, not a curated record
AUUCCGUGGUUUUGUCAACAAAUCCAGGAAGAGAUCUGGAGACUGAAACGGUCACGCUUUAGUGGAUUACAGACUGGAUUAUAUUUCCAUGUGCCCAUUUUAUUGUAAUAAUAGUGCCCAAUGAAGCGCGAUUAACAGUCCCUUAAUGUCUUUCCUCAGCGUCGAUCAACAUGCAAGUUGAAUAAACAAUUCACGCAGAACCAUCAUUGGAGUAUAGAACCUUUUGACUGAAGGGAGCAUUGACUUGGUUCAGGAAAACAAGCUUUUUCGACAUUACCAUGGCGAUUCUUGCAUCAGAAACCUGGAAAUCCCACGUGGUCAGUCAAUCAAGCCAGAUGUGUGGAGAUCUGCUUUUCUCGAAAGUGACGUCAUCCUGGUUAGAAUGUGCCCUGCUUUGUCUUGUUCAAGUGUUUUGCUUCAUGUUUGAAUUCUCCAAGUUGACUAAAGUAUGUGACGUGUUCAUGGGAAUCGGCUCCACCAACACAAUACCAGCUGUACUCAGUGUACCACGUCUUGUCUAUAAAGGUUAUACAAAUUGUGAAAGGUCCGGAUACACAUUUGUCAACGACGGAAAUCUCUGCGUUAAUGAAAUAAAAGGAGAGUUCACUUGGAACGACGCAAAAGCGAAAUGCGAAACGGAUCAAGGGAGACUACUCGUGCUGACUACCAAUGCUCAGAUAAGAGGAGCGAGAAAAUAUAUGAGAAGUAUCAACAAAAACUACGUUUUCAUUGGCCUGACGGAUGAGAUGAAGGAGGGACACUGGGAGUGGAUUGAUGGAACAAAACUUAACAUGUCAAUGUGGUCGAACACAUUGCUUAAUAACUAUGAUGCCAAUUACCCUGCCGAACCAGGAAAUGCAGAUUGCGUAAUACUCGGUUUAUCGUCCCAUUUUGACAUACACUGUAGAGCCCGACAUCCGGAAUGGGUUAUAUGCGAGAGACCACAGCUCGUGUAAGUCACGAUACCGCGCGGCAAUAGUUCGAAACACAAGGAUUUGUUUGACAGAUUUCUGUUGACCUGAGUACGUGAUAGGCAUUUGAAAAAUCUUUGAUCAUAUCCUUUAAUGUUUUGUCUUUGUGUUUCAAUGUUUGACGGCCUAUUGGUAAUGCAAGUCAUCUAAGGCAUAACAACCUCGUAAAAUUAGACCUUCACAAAAAUUAAUACUUCAUAUAACAACUGUAUAGGUGAAAAGUUAAAAAAAUAGCAAACAAAGAUCAAUAGCAAACGAAUCAGUUGUGGAAAGUAUAUAUAACAUCGUAUCGUGUGGAUCAAGUGAGUGUGAGUAGUCAAAUGUUAAUGGCACUGAAGCUGUAUCAAACAAUCUUUCAUAGUCGUUACAUUAUACAAUGUGUCACGCAUUUAUGUUAAAAUCGGAACAUUCAGUCAUAAAAUGCUUGAUUGUACAUGGUUCAUCUUAAUCGUGACAAUACCUUUGAACUUCCUUUUGUAAAAAUGUAAGAUCUGCUAUGGACUGGACUGAUCUGUAAUGAAGUACACAAUAUAACGCUCAUUUAUGUAAUAUUAUUUCCUUUAUCUCAAUAUCUUCUAUUGACAGGUCAAAACAG